Messenger RNA from Electrophorus electricus (electric eel), 7149 nucleotides. RefSeq names its product trichorhinophalangeal syndrome I (gene trps1). Gene Ontology annotation, molecular function: DNA-binding transcription factor activity; RNA polymerase II transcription regulatory region sequence-specific DNA binding; zinc ion binding. The record is from RefSeq and is a predicted model, not a curated record. Lineage: Eukaryota; Metazoa; Chordata; Actinopteri; Gymnotiformes; Gymnotidae. Gene Ontology annotation, cellular component: nucleus. Gene Ontology annotation, biological process: regulation of transcription by RNA polymerase II.
GGUCCUGACAAGCGAUAACAUUUCUGAUAAAGAACUGAGAUCACUGCAAACUAACCUUUUCCAAGCAGACUCAGGCGUUUUUAAUAUUAAACACAGUUACACCGAUUUCACUUGAUCAGGAGCAAUCCGAAAUCUUAUAUCCCCACAAAAAAAAAGAAAUAAUUCCCGCAGAUCAACAAACAAACAACACAAAGACGGUUCAUGGUUCACGCCAAAGCUCCACCAUCUUUCAGACUGCAAAGACAAUUGCAAUUUAAUCAACAGCCAGGCCUUGCAGCGUGAGAGGAGCGCAGUGUGAUGCGGCCCCCCGCUCCUGUCUGGGAUCGGCUGCACUUCUGAGAUCCUUGGAGGAAGAGCCAACAUAGGAGGGCACGUUUGGAAACACCGAAUGUGGAGAAAGCGCAGCCCGAGCGAACACGGCUCAUGCUGAAGGAAAUGAUGGAAUAAAUGUGAAGGCAGCAUGGACGUGGAAUAAGGGAUACCUCAGAGGCAGGGCAAGGGCAUUGGAUACUCUGCCAACACUGAUAUCUGCCUCCCUGUGGAACUGGUACUUGUAAUGCUAUAACCCAAUGCACAGCAGAGAUAUGGUGCGGAAAAAGAAUCCCCCUUUGAGAAGCUUCGGUGGUGAGGAAGAGGAGGGCGAGGCAGUGGCAGCAGAGGCCACGGGUCCAGCAAGCGGUGAGACGGCGAAUGAGGCCUUGGAGCCCAACAAGCCACUGGCGGAGGAGCAGGAGGAGUCUUGCCCCAGUCCUGUGAAGGGAGACAAGGCUGGCUUUCAUUACCCCAGCCACAAGCAGGCAGGAAACUUGCUGGCCUUCCCAUGCCAGGAGCGCAAUGACACAGGGCCACCAGACAGGGCUGCCUCCCCAGCACAGUCAGACAUGGGUGAGGCGGAGGAUGCGGCCCACAGACCUGCCGACACGGGAGAUGGCAGCAGGGGUGAGGUUGAGGGCCAGAGGCGAGUCAGCUGCGUCAUCGUGCAGAGCUGUUCCAGCAACGGGGAGGAGGGGGUCCCAGUCCAUAGCCCUCUGGUGCUGUUGGGAUCUGACAGUAUCUGUACAGAUGUGGUAGAUGGCUCCAGGCUGCCCCCAGUCCCGCUGCAUCCCCGCAGGCCCAGCGAUGGCCCAGAGGAGGCUUCCAGUCCACUGGGAGCGGAGACGGGUGCGCCACCACCCUCCUCACCCAAGCUGCAGGAUUUCAAGUGCAACAUCUGCGGGUAUGGCUACUACGGCAAUGACCCAACCGACUUGAUCAAACACUUCCGCAAGUACCACCUGGGCCUGCACAACCGCACACGGCAGGAUGCCGAACUGGACAGUAAGAUCCUGGCCCUGCACAACAUGGUGCAGUUCAUGGGCCAGAGCCAGAGUGUUAGCCAGGCCAAAGAGGGCCCUCAUCCCCUGGGCCUGUCGGCGGGGAGUGCAACGGGUCCCGACGCAGGCUCGCCUAGAGCCUCACUGCUCAACGGUACUUAUGACGUUCAGGUGACGCUAGCGGGCACCUUCAUUGGCAUUGGCCGCAAGACUCCAGACUGCCAGGGCAACACCAAGUAUUUCCGCUGCAAGUUCUGUAACUUCACCUACAUGGGCAGUGCCUCGGUGGAGCUGGAGCAGCACUUCCUGGCUGCCCACCCCAACAAGAUGAAGAACCCACCCCAGGUGCUGGGCAGCACCGAAGACAAAGGCUCCGACCGCAAGGGCAACUGUGCCGCCUGGCCAGCUGGUGAGGAGCAGAGCACGUGGGCCGAGCGGGUGGCAGUCCGGGCGGAUGACGACUCUGUGGCAGGCUAUUCGGUGCCAAUUCAGCCAGCGGACUCUCCAGGGAAGCUGGGUGAAGAAGUGCCUACGGGGUAUUUCUGGUGCAAGUUCUGCAGCUUCAGUUGUGAGGCCUCCACUUCGGCCAGGCUGCUGGAGCACUAUGAGAAGAGACAUGGGCAGGUGGCAGCGUGCGAUGGCAGCCCCGGGGAGAGGGAGCGCAGGCCCCGUGAGGCCGAGCGAGGGGAAGGACCACAUGCCCGUAGGAAAGAGCACGCGGGCGUGAAGGCAGGGGCGGCCAUAGAGGCGGAGGCAGUGGUCACCAGCUAUAACUGCCAGUUCUGUGAUUUCCGUUACUCCAUGAACCACGGGCCAGACGUGAUGGUGGUGGCGCCUCUCUUGCGUCACUACCAGCGUGCGCACAGCAUCCACAAGUGUACCAUCAAGCACUGCCCUUUCUGCCCACGUGGCCUCUGCACGCCCGACAAACACCUGGGUGACAUCUCCUACCCGUUUGCCUGCCGCAAGAGCUCCUGCUCACACUGCGCCUUGCUCCUGCUGCAGCUGACAGCUGGGCGCACCACUCCCCCACCUCCGCCCACUCCAAGGGCAUCUGUCGCCCACCUGUGUGACCAGUGCACCUUCGCUUCGGCUGAUGUCGACCUGCUGCUGCUGCACUAUGACAGCGUGCACGCCCCCCACACCCUGCUGGACGUGAAGCCCGAGGAGGAGAUGCCUGGCGAGGGUGUGGCAAGUGUGGGGCGGGGCCAGCGUGGGGAAUAUGCCUGUACCAAGUGCCACUUCUACACUGAGGUGGAGGAGGAAAUUUUUCGUCACUACAGAAGGGUUCAUGGCUGCUGUCGAUGUCGUCAGUGCAGUUUCACAGCAGCAGACACCACAGCCCUGCUGGACCACUUUAACUCCGCCCACUGCCAGGACACUGCCGACCCAGCCUCUGCCCCUGCCAAUGGCUGCUCCGCCCCCUCUACUCUCCGAAUCAAAGAGGAGAGCAAGGGUGACCUGAAGCUCUACAGCCUGGUGCCCCCGGAGGCCAGGCCGGCUGAGGCCCAAGUGCCUGGCGCUGAGCCUGUCAAGAGCGAGGCCCUGGAUGAGAAGAAGGCCUGGUCCGAGGCCCUGGGCCCUGGGGCACGUGGGGUGGGGCGAAGUACGGAGCAGCAGGUUCAGGGCCUGGUGUGGGUGCCUAAAGAACGGGUGGUGGAGGUCAUGAGGGGAAGCCCCGCCCAGUUUCCCCAGGCAGCUCUGGGGUUGCUGAACACGUCGUCUGGGCCACAGGAGCAGCAGAAGGGGACCACUGUGCUGCGAGACUCACCCAGUCUGUUGUUCAGCCUGGGUUCAGACGCUAAGGGCUACCUGCCGGGGGCACCAGCAAGCACGGCUGAGAAGCCUGGGCAGCAGUAUCCCAGUUCUGCGGAAAGCAAGAGUGUCAAGGAGGAGUCCCAGUCGCUGCUGCGGCGGCGGCGGGGAUCAGGGGUCUUCUGCGCCAACUGUCUGACCACCAAGACCUCGCUGUGGAGGAAGAACGCCAAUGGUGGCUAUGUGUGCAACGCGUGUGGCCUCUAUCAGAAGCUCCACUCGACUCCCAGGCCAUUAAACAUCAUCAAGCAGAACAACGGUGAGCAGAUCAUCCGGAGACGCACACGGAAGCGCCUGAACCCUGAUACCCUCUCGGCCGAGCAGGCCGGCCCCAAGCAGCAGCGUGGCAACAGUGAUGAGCGCCUCAAUGGUAGCCCACUGGAGCGCCGGCCCGAAGAAGCACUGCCCGAUGGGGCCCUGCCCCGCCCUGACAACCAGGCGCAGCUGACCAAGUUGGAGGGCUAUAGCUCGGCAGCACCCAAGUGCCACCCAAGCCCGCGCUCCACCCAUGCUUUCCUGGUGAGUCAGACGCUGGAAAUCCAUAAGCGCAUGCCACCGCUGCAUGUGCACAAGAGCCCGGCUGAGGGCGGGGCUGAGGGCAACGGGCUGAGCACGGGCGCACAGGGAGGCCUGGACAGCAAAGCCGGCUCCGAGAGGGGCAGCCCCAUCGAGAAGUACAUGCGCCCAUCCAAGCAGGCCAGCUAUUCGCCUCCUGGCAGCCCUAUUGAGAAAUACCAGUACCCGCUCUUCAGUCUGCCCUUCCUCCACAGUGACCUGCAGAGUGAGGCUGACUGGCUGCGCUUCUGGACUAAAUACAAGAUGUCUGUUCCGGGCAACCCGGGCCAUUAUCUCGGUCAUGUGGCCAGCUUGCCCAACCCGUGCCAAAGCUUCGUGCCUUACCCCGCCUUCAGCCUGCCCCCUCACUUCCCGCCGCCACCCACUUCUGGACCUGAUAGCGACACUCCUCUUGACCUGGCCAUGAAGCAUUCCAAGCCCAGCCCCGUGCCCAAUGGUGCCGCCACCUCCAAGGAGAAGGCCCUACCUGAGAGUUGGGCCUCUCCACUGGUGGACAGGGAGGCAGAGCGCGAGUGGCCAGCAGAGGCCAAAGAGGAGGAUGGUACUCCUCCACCACAGCCUACCAGGCCUGAGCAGGUGGACCAGGGCACGCAGGAUGACAUGUCCAGCAAGUGUGCUCAUUGCGGCAUUGUCUUCCUGGAUGAGGUCAUGUAUGCCCUGCACAUGAGCUGCCAUGGCGAUGGCGGGCCUUUCCAGUGCAGCUUCUGCCUGCAUGCCUGUGCUGACAAGUACGACUUCACUACCCACAUCCAGCGAGGCCUCCACCGGCCUGUCCCGGAUGCCAGCGCUCAGGCCUCAGAUGCCUGAGCCCUACGACCCCGCUCACCUCUGCCCACCCAGCACAACUAGAGCAGUAUGUGAGGAAUCCAAGAAGUGAUUCUGCAGGAGAAAUGACAACAACAAAAAAAAUGUACGAAUGAACCCCUAUACUUUUUUGUUGUUCUCUAAACGUGCCAAGAUGGCUCCUGGUGCCUCAGCAACUUCAGUCAGCAUAGCAUUUCUGUCAGAGUUCAGACACAAGAAGCUCUUGGCUGUUUUCACUUUUUUAAAGAACUGCUUUUGAGGAAAAUGGUACAAGUAGCUUUUCAAUUUAGAUUUUUUUCCCCCCAUUGUUGUUACUUCCUUUAACCCAGUCAUGCAAUUUUGACCAAGAAGUUCAGUAAACUGGGUACACCUACUCAAAACUGAAUUGUUUGUUAUGCCAGGGCUGUUCCCAACCUUCUGGAAAGUUCUCUUACCUGGUUUUGAGCAAAGCGAGGAUGUGGGACUCUGCAUGCAUGGCAAAGAGUGUGUAAACACUCCAGUCCUCUGUCACUAUAGCAACAGCAAGAGUGACUUUCAUCCUCAAAACAAGCAUCCUCAGGGAAUGUAUAUGGAUAAAAUAGGCAAAGACACAUCAGUUUAGGCCUUUCUCUCUGGUUAACAUUAUACUAAUUAUUAUGACCUAGUUGCUUUUCAUUCAUAUGUUUUUAUUUUCCUCCAAGAAGUAGGGUUGGGUAACUAUUUUUACAUAUUUCCAUCAUCAAGACAUGUUAGCUGCUGCCUUAGUUGCUGGGAUGCAAACUGAAUCAUCACUCUAUAAAUUUGGGAAGGAAUGGAAUUUUUUUUCCUGUUGUUAAUAGGAAUAAUCAUAUUACCAGUGCCUGAUAUAAUGUACAAAGCAUUUUCUACCUGAUAUGUUGAUAUGCAACAUUGAACCUGCAUCUGAAUAUGGGCCUUGAGCUAGGCUCGGAAAAAGUUUACAUUUGCAAAUGUAGCAAACAAGGUAAUGAAGCAAACAUCUGCUAAUUAUUUUUCUUUCACAUAAACAGUAGAGAUACGAUCGUCCAUAUUUUUCCUUUUUUAAAGUGGAACACAGAGCAGAAGUAUGUUUUAUUCUUUAGCCACCAAAAGUCACUAGCCAUUCCAAGCGUUGUCCUUCACAAACUUUGUCACCUUAUUCAUCUACAUGUGCUUAAUAAUUAAAUAGCUUGUAAUAAUCUCCCGGUAUUUGUCUACAGACAUUGAACUAAUUCAAGAGUAGUUGAUAAGGCUUUGUGUGGUAAUUUAAGUGUGCUGGAGAUAUGAAUAAAUCUCUUUAAAAUCUCCAAAAUGCACUACCCCUGUCCAGAGCAUUUCAAACACCAUGAAUUAUGUUGAAUUCCACAUCGUAAGUGGGUACUUUAUAAAGUACAGAAAAAUAUUUUCAUGGUUUCCUAUAUGAAACUGACUUGAAAAUUAACCUGCCAAUUACUCUGCAUUAUGCUCCGAAAUAGAUGAGCUACUGUCAACGUUGCACUUUUUUUUAGGUGCCUUCUGGUGAAGCUUUUCUUAGAAAAGUAGAACACUGUUAUGCUGUGCUAAGGUACACUUCACACUCCCUUUGCAAUUCUUUCCAUUAUGUGGAAUAAAUCACAGGCUCUUACUCAUCACACAUUUUGCCCUGAAAUGUAUUGAUUAUUUUGAAAAUAAUUUACUAUACCAAAAUAUUACAAGAUUGACAUUGUAGAUUAUCAGGUGUGCGUGUAUGCAUUUUUCUCAUUUUCUUUCUUUUUUUUUCCUCACCUGAGGAAGAACCUCCAAGUCUGAUGUAAUUUAGUCCACAAUAGGUCAUGUUUUUGUUUGCUAGCAGCUUUAUCAUGUGUGUACUCCAUUUUGUUCCACUGUGUGUUUAUCCUAUCCACAGUUCCAUUGUCUUGGCCAUGGGCUCAGUGAUCUGGGUCUUGCAUGGCUAACCACAGAUAUUAUUUAUAUGAAAUGGGCAGGUGAGAGAAAGAGAGGUGCUCUGGAUGUCUCAAGGACGUCUCUGUAUUUCACAGAUCCUUACUUAUAGCCUUACGAUGCUGCUUAACUGCAAAAGCCUCUUGGAAAAUAACUGAAAUAAUUAUGAACUGUUGCUUUUCAUUGGAACAUUAUACAGUUGGGUAUUACAUAACAUAAGGAUUUUUCUCCCGUCUUUCAAUUUUAUUUGUAAUUAUCUUAACGCUUGCACUUCAGUUAUUCAGUUUAUUGCCAAGAAAGAAAGAUUAAAGGUUUUAUUAGCAUGCUAUGACUAUGAACAGGUACUGCAUUGUAAUAAACAAACAAGAUUGUGCCUUUUUUUCUGGAAGGUCUUGUGCAAGGCCUCACCAACUUUGAAACACAAAGGAGUAUUUGUUCAUGCCUGGAAGCCCUUUUGGCCCUGGUCAAAGCAGAAGGCAAAACUAUGUAAAUGUUUUAACUAUUAUUUUUAGAAUGUUAUUGUUUUUACACUUUUGCUGCAUUUAAAGUGCAUAGAUGAUGGUUUAGAAUUUCUUUAUUUUGGUUUUCUUCAACUGCCACCUUAACUUUGUGUUGUAGGAUUUUACAUGCAAAAAGAUUCAACAAAGAUGGUAAAGAUGUCUGAUGCAUCUAAACUUGAAUAAUGAUGAUGAUAAUAAUGAUGAUAAUAAUAAUUAAUAAAGUAAUAACAAAACAUUUUGGCAAA